Molecule: messenger RNA, 832 nt
Organism: Caenorhabditis sp. 36 PRJEB53466
Lineage: Eukaryota; Metazoa; Nematoda; Chromadorea; Rhabditida; Rhabditidae
Source: the annotation of a GenBank genome assembly
AUGUCAUCAAUUGUCGUUGGAAGUGGAGCCCUGGCUGAGACUGUCGUCGGACUGUGUACGUUACCCGAGAAGAUCCACUGAUUUUGUUGUUUAUACUGACCAUUUGCAGUGUGCGCUGCCGGCAGACGCGUUUCCCUCGUGGCUCCGAGUGCCAAAGUCAACGCUCAGAAGUUCGAUUCAGCGGUCAUCAAGACCAUUCUGCAAGAGGAUUCUGAGAAGAAGAUUCCGUUCGAGUUCAUCGAUGAUCUGAAGGUGAGCCGGCGAGCGAUCAACGAACAAACGCAUAAAAAUAUUUAUUACAGCAGCAACAAAAGUUGGCGGAGAAGAACUUCAAGAAGAUCAACGUGACCACCGACUUGUCGAAGAUCGAGGCUGCCGAUCAGAUCAUUGACGCCUGCUCGGCCGACGAAUCCGCUCUUCUGACUCACACGGCGAAGGCGGUCCCGAAUGCCACAAUAAUCUCUCUGAACAGUGACAAGUCACCGAUGCAUUCGAACCACGUCUCCGUCAAGAUGUACAGCCCGAUUCGCGACACCAAGACUGUCAAGGUAACAGAAAAAAGACAAAGUGAUUAGAGAACAAUGUCAUUUUGAAGAUGUUCGCCAACUCGAAGGCAUCUAAAAAGGCUAUCGAAGAAGUCAACCAACUUCUGGAUUCUAUGGGAUUCACUGUGCUCAGCGAGGAGGAUUCGCAGGUCGCCGACAGACUCGUGAAGGACAUGCAGCAGGUGGAGAAGUCCUCGCAGCUCUCGAAGCUCGCCUCGAUCCUAGUGAACCCUCUGGCCACCCCGGUUGUUCCGACCCUCCCGAAAGAACAGUACUUGCUCUUCUAA